GUCUGCGAGGCUGCACGUGCUGCAGAGCGGUGUGGACAAGAUGGCGGCUGCGGAAGGGCCGACGGGAGCCGCCUCCGUUGCGAUGGCUGGCGUGGGUUCCUUGAUGGCUCGGCUUCCCGCAGCCUCCUCUUUAUCUCCCUCUUAUCAGCUUCCCAGGCGGAAGAGCCGGCAUUGGGGCCCCACGGAGGUCCUGUGCAGCGGGUGUGGAAGGAGCUCCGUGGCCACGGCGGGUCAUCAUCAUGAGCUUCACUGUGGACAUGCUUAUUGUGAAUUGUGCUUGUCAGUAACUGAAGAAUAUAGCACAGUUGUAUGUCCUGAUUGUGAGGCUAUUACAACUAUAAAUAGAAGACAAGGAUACUACCCUUUAGAUGGGUAUAUUGAAGAAGAUGCUUGUGAGGAAAAGUUUCAGCCUAAAAAGAUAAAGAAUUGUUCUCAGGAUUUCAAGAAGACGGUUGGUCAGCAGAUUGUUGGUUUAGAAAAUUCAUCCACUCUCCACAGUCCUAUUCUGAACCCAUCGGCAGUUGUGACAGAAACUAAAACAACACAAGAAAUAGAUGAAGCUUUGAAGAUAGCUGGUUAUAAUUUUGAACAAUUAAGUGCCACAGAAAAGAUGCUAGAAUGCCUAGAAAACCAAACAAAACAAGAAACAGACUGCAUUCUAGAGGUUCUUGAGGAAAAAUUUCAUCAGCUUUUUACUUCACUCAAGUCGAGGAAAAGAUGUCUGUAUGAAGAAGUUGUAAGAAAUACAGAGGACUAUUUAGGUGAUAUCAUAACGGCCAAAAAAUACAUUGAAGGGAAAAAAAAUGAUCUGGAUGCAGCUAUGAGAAUAGCAAGAGAAUUGAAAAUGGCACCUUCCCUAAGAAAAUAUUGUGACUUGAAUCAGAUAAUCCGCACUUUGAAGUUGGCAUUUGAGAGUGAAUUGUCAAAAGUGAGUUCUCUGAAAUUCAGAAGCUUUCUCAGGUUGAAAAUGAAUUGUAAUGAAAUUAUCUGUAUGUUUAAAAAUAUGGGGAAGAUUGAAUUUGAAGAAACUUCAAAAUUUCGUUCUGAAGUCAGUGAAGGUGCUGGACAGAAUGUUCAUAAGCAUACUAAUAAGAAGGAAUUUUCAAAUUGUGAUGCAUACCUGUCUGUAGAAAAGAAUAAGUUUGAAAUUGCUGCAAUAGAUGACAAGGCCCAGCCCCUUGUACAGCAUGAAACUGGUGAUUCACAUUUAGAAGUAAAGAGUACCCAGCACCAAGAUGAGAGCGUGUCCGUGUCCUCCUCUAAAACUGUUGCUGUUUUACCACAAAUGGGAUCUAGCCCUGAUGUGAUCAUAGAAGAAAUUAUUGAAGAAGAUCAAGAAACAUAUUUCAUAGAACAUAUUAUGGAGGUUCCUAGACAUCAAAAAAAGCCUUUGCAGAAAAAGUCGGUACCUUUUGGACUGAAAGCAGGUUCUCUAGAGCUAGUUUUUGUGAGCCAUGUAAUACAUCCUUGCCACUUUUAUAUUCGGAAGUAUUCACAAAGAAAAAAUGCAACAUUAUUGGAAAAGAAGUUGAAUCGUUUUUGCAACAAGAGUCUGUACCUCAGUCCUUCAGAUAUUUUGGAGCUAGGUGCAAAGAUAUUUGUCAACAGUAUAGAAAAUGGAAUGUGGUGCCGUGGAACUAUCACUGAACUAAUUCCUGUUGAAAGUAAAAAUGUAGGGAAGCCCUGUGGUCCUACCAAAUAUCCAAUCCGUGAUGUUGCACUGAUGCAAAUUUUCAUGAUAGACUUUGGGAAUUCUGAAGUCUUAGCUGUUUCAGGGAUUGGUGAUGGCCACAUAGUUAGACCAGGAUUCAGUACUCUGCCACAUUUAGUGGUAAAUGAUCUAUGUAUGGUUAUAAGAAAGCCUGAUUCAUAUAUUGAAGGAAUGCUAGGAGAUCUCCAUCCAUUAGCAUUGUCAUGUGCAUUAAAGGAUAUUGUUCCACAAAAUUCGAGUGAAGGCUGGGGAGAAGAAGCUAAAAUGGAAUUUUUAAAAAUGGUAAACAACAAAGCUGUUCUGAUGAAAGUCUUUAGAGAAGAAGAUGGUGUGCUUAUUGUAGAUCUCAAGAAACCUCCGGCAAAUAAAAUAAGCAGUGAUAUGCCAGUAUCUCUUAGAGAUGCAUUAGUUUUUAUGGAAUUAGCAAGGUUUACACAGUCGCCCAGUAUUCCACCCGAACAGAAUAUGACCUUAAGAUACCAUUCACCUGUAUUACCAAAAGAAUUGUCAAAUGUGUCAGUCGUGGUUUGUCACAUAAAUAAUCCUUCUGAUUUUUAUCUUCAGUUGAUAGAAAGCCUUGACUUUUUAGUUCUCCUGAAGAAAAUUGAAGAAGUCUAUAAAAAUGAAGAUGGAGAAAAUCUGGAGAUCCUUUGUCCAGUUCCAGGUCAAGCCUGCAUAGCUAAAUUUGAAGAUGGAGUCUGGUACCGGGCACAAGUCAUUGGUUUACCAGGACAUCAAGAAGUUGAAGUUAAAUAUGUUGACUUUGGUAAUGCUGCAACAGUAACACUUAAGGAGAUGCGUAAAGUAAAGGAUGAAUUUUUGAAUCCCCCAGAAAAGGCAAUUAAAUGCAAAUUGGCACAUAUUGAACCUUCAAAAAAAAACAAGCAGUGGUCUAAAGAAGCAAAUGGAAAGUUUGAAGAAAUGACUCAUGAUAAAUUUAUGACAUGUUCAGUCAUCAAAAUUUUGGAAGACAAUGUACUAUCUGUCGAGCUAUUUGAUUCUAUCAGUGCUCCUGGAAUGAUACCAAACAGUGUUAAUAACCAGCUAGUUAAGGAAGGUUUAGCGUCUUAUGAGUUAGGAUAUACCAUAAAAGAUAAUUGUAAAAAGUAUGAUGAAGUAUGGGAUCCUUCUCCUGAAGAAAUAAUUUCAACUGAAACAAACACCUCAGAUUCUGUGGUUACAAAAUGUCUGGAGGAGCAGGAUUUACAGUUACUUCAUAACAAAGAAAUUCCUGUGCAGAUCUCUAAUGUCGUGUCUCCUGAGAAGAUUUAUGUGCGACAGCUGUCAACAGAAACCUUACUUAACAGUUUACAGGAAAAGAUGGCAACAGCUUAUGAAAACUCAAAAUGUGAACCAGUUACAUGGGAAAUUAAUAUGUAUUGUGCUGUUCAGAUGGCUGAGCUAAAACAGUGGCGAAGGGGCCAGAUCGUCAAGAUAAUUUCUGCAACAUUGCUUGAGGUCAUGCUUUAUGACUUCGGUAUUAAAGUAACAGUAAAUGUGGACUGUCUAAGAAAACUUGAAGAAAAUCUGAAGACAGCAAGAAGAUUAGCUUUGGAAUGUUCUCUUGUUGAUAUAAGUCCAACUGGUGGAAGUGACAAAUGGACAGCAACAGCUUGUGACUGUCUUUCAUUUUACCUCACUGGAGCUGUAGCAUCUAUAAUCAUUCAGGAAAACCACACAGCAUGGCCACUGCCUGUGAAAAUUCUAUGCAGAGAUGAAAAAGGACAAUGUAUUGAUAUUUCUGAUUAUCUGAUUAAAAAGGGUUUGGCUUUGAGGGAAAGAAGAAUUGACAAAAUUGAUAAAAGUGAUUCAGCCUCUGAGAAGAGUCUUGACAACCCUAUGGAACAAGAGAGUCUGGGAGUGGCUAAGUAUAGCACAUCUCAUUUUGAACCCACCAAAGUUAAUGCUGUUAUCAGUGAACAUAAGGUGCCUGGCAUAAAAAAGACAGUGCUUGACCCAAGAAUUGGAGGAUGUUACAAACCACCAGUUAUUCCUAACAUGAAAGUGUUUGAGGCAAUAGUAAGCUGCAUUGGUGAUGAUGGAACUAUAUACGUGGUACCAAAAUUGUCAGAACUUGAGCUCAGAAAUUUGAUGGAUGAAAUUCAAAGUAACUUUAAGUGUCUUGGUCUUUUGGAGCCAUAUUGCUGGAAAAAAGGAGAAGCUUGUGCAGUAAGGGGGUCAGAUACUGUGUGGUAUCGAGGUAAAGUUAUGGAAGUUGUUGGUGGAACUAUCAGGGUACAAUAUUUAGACCAUGGAUAUACUGAGAAGAUCCCACAGUGUCAUCUUUACCCAAUUGUAUUAUAUGCCGAUAGACCCCAGUUUUGUAUUCCAUGUCAGUUGUAUGAUACCGUGCCUGUUGGAUAUUCCUGGCAGCCAGAUGCAGUAGAACUCCUUCAAGAACUGUUACCAAAGAGAGAGGUGGAAAUUCAUAACAUGGAAUUACCCAAAAAUCCAUGGGGAAAAUUAUCUGUUCAUCUCUAUUUUGAUGGAAUGUCGCUUUCUUAUUUUAUGGCACACCAUAAACAUUGUACAUCUGAAGGUUCUGAGGAAAUACUGAAAGAGAAGCCAAAGGAUCACAGUGAAAAGUAUGAAGAAGAAAAUUGGGAAAUAAAUUUCAAGGAAUUGCUUCUGUCUGAUACAGAGACUCCUGUCUUACCACCAUAUUUAUCACCAUCUCUACCUCCUCCAGGAGAACUUUAUCCUGUCCAAGUGAAGCAUGUUGUUUCACCUAAUGAGGUAUAUAUCUGCCUUGAUCUAAUAGAAAACUUCAACCAUCAAAAUAACACAGUUGAUACUGGAGUUAGCUGGGAGUCUGAACCAAAGAGCCUAGAUGAAGUACUACAGAGUUGUAAUCAGAAUAUGGAUUCUCUCCCGUCAUUGACAGACUUUAGAUCAGAAAUGCCUUGUCUUGCAGAAUAUAAUGAUGGUUUAUGGUAUCGAGCAAAGAUUCUUUCCAUCAAAGAAUUUGAUCCCCUUGCUAUCCUGGUACAAUUUGUUGACUAUGGGUCAACUGAAAAAUUGCCAACAAGCAGACUGCGUCAGAUUCCUCUCCACCUGAUGAAAUAUCCUGCUCGGGCUGUAAAAGUUCUUUUGGCUGGAUUUAAACCUCCAUUAAAAGAUUCAGAAAAGACAAGAAUUCCAUAUUGCCCAAAGUGGAGCAUGGAAGCCAUGUGGGCUAUGAUAGACUGUCUUCAAGGAAAACAGCUUUAUGCAUCUUCACUGACUCAGUCACCAGAAUAUAUAGUGACUUUAUAUGAAGAUGAACAAUGUCCAGUUCAUAUGUCAUUGAUAGAAAUGGGACUUGCAGAUUUAGAUGAAUGACGUAUAUUCUGUAUCAUGCUGAGCACAUGUGACAGCCCAGAAGAAACAUUUUAGUUCUGUUUAGAGUAGUUCCGGCUUAUUUUUGUUUAGUUUUUCAACAUGAUAAUUUUCACAUACUGUCCUCUGUGUUGGAUUGUUAGCAGUUCUCUUUAAAAUUACUAAAGAAUAUACUUAAUAAAUGUUAUGAGUCUUCAGAA
Messenger RNA from Phascolarctos cinereus (koala), 5229 nucleotides. RefSeq names its product ring finger protein 17 (gene RNF17). The record is from RefSeq and is a predicted model, not a curated record. Lineage: Eukaryota; Metazoa; Chordata; Mammalia; Diprotodontia; Phascolarctidae.